This is a messenger RNA of Myxocyprinus asiaticus (Chinese sucker), 4368 nucleotides long. RefSeq names its product gastrula zinc finger protein XlCGF8.2DB-like. The record is from RefSeq and is a predicted model, not a curated record. Gene Ontology annotation, molecular function: catalytic activity; DNA-binding transcription factor activity, RNA polymerase II-specific; RNA polymerase II cis-regulatory region sequence-specific DNA binding. The transcript has 3 exons. Gene Ontology annotation, cellular component: nucleus. The coding region runs from base 1165 to 2019 and encodes 284 amino acids. Gene Ontology annotation, biological process: central nervous system development; regulation of transcription by RNA polymerase II. NCBI's taxonomy places the organism in Eukaryota, Metazoa, Chordata, Actinopteri, Cypriniformes, Catostomidae.
AUCCCAAUGUGCUUUCAAGUCCUCGUGGUCAUGUAGUGAUUCGCCUCAGUCCGGGUGGCGGAGGACGAAUCCCAGUUGCCUCCGUGUCUGAGACAUCAACCUGCGCAUCUUAUCACAUGGCUUGUUGAGCGCCCCACUGAGAACAAACCACAUUAUAGUGAUCACGAGGAAGUUACCCCAUGUGACUCUACCUUCCCUAGCAACCAGGCCAAUUUGGUUGCUUAGGAGACCUGGCUGGAGUCACUCAGCACACCUGGGAUUCUGGGCUAUCUGGGAUAGCGAACUCCAGGGGUGUUAGCCAGCGUCUUUACCACUGAGCUACCCAGGCCCCUACACUCAUAGUAAGUCUUGUAUUUUUCAUGAAAAUGGAAUACACAAGCUUGGAGACGUAGGAACAUUUUUGAUAUUUGUUGGUUUAAAAUGCUGUAAAAUGUUUCAAAUUUUUAAAAAAACAUAUGAACUUUAAUAUUUAAAGUUUAAAUGGUGUUAUUUACAUCAAAGAAAUGCUUUAAAAUUGAUAUUGUUCAACAUUUUAAGGCAAUAACAUCUCUGAUUAUCUCUGAUUCUACAUGGGAUAAAUACAAUGCUUGGUAGAUUACAUCUGAAUUGUAAUCUGGUAAUGAUUACACACUGCAUGCUUAAAAUUGUAGUAAAUAAUUUAAUAUCUUGGAUUAAAUUUGUUGGGUAAUCUAAUUUUUGGAUUACUUCAGACAUAAUUCUUGUUUAUUUUAUGUCACAUGCAUUUGAGUAGGAUAAACUGGUACCAUUUUGACAUAAGGUUGCUUAAAUGCAUUAAAGAAAACAUUCUUAAUGGAUAACUAUAUGAUAAUUUAUAUGAUUUGUCUGUCUGUCUCUCUCUCUGUGUGUGUGUGUGUGUGUGUGUGUGUGUGUGUGUGUUGUGUGUCUGUGAGUUUUACUCGCCAUUUGUCUGUUUAAAUGUGUGGUCCAUGGUAUCAGUAGGUGGCGAUAAUGAGCUAUAUUAGUUUGCGAUUCCCCGCGCUGAAUAAGAAUGAACGUCCUUUACAGUGAUUUCACAAGUUUACUUCCGACCUCGAACGUUGUUCCAGUGUUUAUUUUCAAGUAGAAAGCGGGAGAAUUGCGAGUUGUCUGUAAAUCAGCAAAACUCCAGGAAACAAGUGAAAUCUGUGUGACACUGUUGUAAAGAUGUUUAUUAAAGAGGAGAGUGAAGAUAUGGGUUAUCCAGAAGCAUGCAGAAUUAAAACAGAACACACUGAGGAACAAACAGGUCAGCUGACAAACUUUCUUGAGGAGUUGGAUGUCCUGCUAUCCUCCUUGCCGGAGGACGGUAGGCCACUUGUGGUUCUUGGUGAUUUCAACAUACACCAAGACAAGCCCCAGGCCACUGAAUUGAAUAAUCUCCUGGCCUCAUUUGACUUGGAAAAACUACACACCACAGCAACUCACAGAUCGGGCAACCAGCUGGACCUCAUCUUUACACGUAACUGUACCAACUCAAAUAUUCUUGUUACUCCUUUACAUGUCUCAACAUUCAACAUGACCCUCCCAUCUACAUUAAAACAGACUCCACCUUUGGUUUCCUUUCGCCGUAACCUCCGUUCCCUUUCACCCUCUCGCCUUUCCACUAUUGUCUCUACCUCUCUUCCUACACAAAAUGUAUUUACCAUGCUUGAUGUAAACACUGCCACAGACACACUAAGCUCUACUUUAACAACCUGUCUAGACAACAUCUGUCCUAUCUCUUCUAGGCCAGCACGUGCUACACCACCCAGCCCCUGGCAGUCUGACGUCCUUCGUGAACAUCGGACUGACCUCAGGGCAGCUGAGAGGAGAUGGCGGAAAUCUAAAGAUCCAGCAGAUCUAGGCACUUUUCCCACUACAUUUAAGCAGGCUCGAGUAACCCCGCUGCUGAAGAAACCCGCACUUAAUCCCACACAAAUAGAACGACACCACAGUGACUGCUCGAAUUUCUGCCUGCCUGGUGGACAUCUCGGCCUGGAUGAAGGAGCACCACCUGCAACUCAACCCAGCCAAGACUGAACUCGUCUUUCCAGCCAACCCUGCUGUUGAACACAACAUCACCGUGCAGCUGGGUGCAACUACAGUAACGCCUUCCAAAUCAGACCACAUCUCAAAGACCGCAAGAUCAUGUAGAUUUACACUCUACAAUAUAAGGAAGACCCUUCCUCUCUGAACAUGCCACACAACUGCUUGUCCAGUCACUUGUCAUAACUAGACUGGACUACUGUAAUGCUCUCAUUGCAGGCCUCCCUGCAUGUGCAAUUAGACCCCUGCAAAUGAUCCAGAAUGCAGCAGCACGUCUGGUCUUUAAUAAACCAAAGAGAGCACGUUACACCACUUCUUGUCUCUCUCCGCUGGCUGCCGGUUGAUGCACGUAUCAAAUUCAAGGCUCUGAUGAUGGCAUACAGAACAGUCACUGGGUCUGCUCCAGCAUACGCGCCCACAAGAAGCCUGCGGUCGGCUAAGGAACGUCACCUUGUUGUACCUACACAAAGAGGCACCAAAACACUUCCCCGGACUUUCAGCUUCAUCGUACCACGUUGCUGGAAUGACCUUCCCAACUCCAUCCGUGAAGCUGACACUCUCUGUCUUCAAAAAACGAUUAAAAACACAUCUUUUCCAUGAGCACUUAACCAGUCAUUAAAAAAAUAAAUUUAAAAAAAAAUUUAAAAAAUAUUCCUGUUGCACUUUAUUCUGUUUUGAAUACUAUUAUGAUGCUAGUGAAACUUUGUAAUACAGCACUUUUCAUACCACUGUCUCCUUAAGAUGAUUCGCUGAUGUUUUCCUCUUUGUAAGUCGCUUUGGAUAAAAGCGUCUGCCAAAUGAAUAAAUGUAAAUGUAUAUAUAUAUACUGUAUAUAUACACUCACCGGCCACUUUAUUAGGUACACCUGUACAUCUCCUUAUUCAUGCGAUUAUCUAAUCAGCCAACUGUGUGGCAGCAGUGUAAUGUAUACAAUCAUGCAGAUAUGGGUCAGGAGCUUCAGUUAAUGUUCACAUCAACCAUCAGAAUGAAGACAAAAAUUGAUCUCAGUGAUUUAGACCGUGGCAUGCUUGUCUUGGUGCCAGACAGUCUGGUUUGAGUAUUUCUUUAACUGCUGAUCUCCUACGAUUUUCACACGCAACAGUGGUUCCCUACCCUGUUCCUGGAGGCCCCCAACACUACAUAUUUUGGUUAUCUCCCUAAUCAAACACACCCGAUUCAACUCAUUAGCUCAUUAAUAGAGACUCCACAACCUGAAUUGGGUGUGUCAGAUAAGGAAGAUUUACAAAAUGUGCAGUGUUGGGUGGCCUCCAGGAACAGGGUUGGGAACCAUUGGUAUAGAGAAUUGUGCGAAAAACCAAAAAACAACCAGUGAGUGGCAGUUCUGUGGACGAAAACGCCUUGUUGAUGAGAGAGGUCAACGGAGAAUGGCCAGACUGGUUCGUCUUGGUGGAAGUGGGUUGGCAAAAUCGCACGCACAAAGUGCAAGUGAUAAAUGAUGUCAGCACAUUCAUAAGACACUGGUAGCUAGGGUAAAUGGGCUGUAUGCCUAGACACUGAUUUACAGUGGCAAGAAAAAGUUAAUUACCUGCAUUUAUGUAUAAAUUUGUCUUAAAAUCUGGUUUUAUCUUCAUCUAAGUUAUAAUGAACAAUAAUGAACAAACACAAUCUUUCAAAGGAUUGUAUUGUUAUUGUACAUAUUGAAUACAGCAUUCAAACAUUCACAGUGUAGGUUGGAAAAAUAUGUGAACCCCUAUGCUAAUGACACCAACAAAAGCUAAUUAGAGUCAGGAGUUGGCAAACCUGGCAUCCAGUAAAUGAAACGAAAUCGGAGGUGUGGGUUAGAGCUAUUUAGAAUUAUAAAAAGUUUACUAUUCACAAGAAGCAUCUGCUGACGUGGACCAUGCCUUGCAAAAAAAGAGAUAUCAGAAGAUCAAGAAUUGUUGCUUUGCAUAAAGCUAGAAAGGGUUACAGAGUUAUCUCGAAGAGCUUAGAUAUUCAUCUGUCCAAAGUUAGACAAAUUGUCUAUAAAUGGAGACGAUUUAGUACUGUGGCUACUCUCCCUAGAAGUGGCCAUCCAUUCAAGAUGACUCAAAGAGCACACCGCAGAAUGCUCUGUUAAGUUAAAAAAAGAACCAUACAGUGACCGCUAAAGUCGAAGAAAUCAUUGGAACUGGUUAACAUCUCUGUUCAUGAGUCUAUUAUAUGGAAAACACUGCUGCUUUCCAACAAAACCAUUGCUGCAUGCCUGAAGUUCGCCAAGGACCACCUUGACAUGCCACAAAUCUACUGGGAAAAUGUUUUGUGGACUGAUAAAACUAAGGUUGAAUGGUUUGGGAAGAACACACAGCACUAUGUAUAAGGUCACCGCAUACUAACAUGAAA